This is a messenger RNA of Spea bombifrons (plains spadefoot toad), 846 nucleotides long. It is a transcript of the gene PUDP, whose product is annotated as pseudouridine 5'-phosphatase. Bases 84 to 779 code for a protein of 231 amino acids. The transcript is spliced from 4 exons. NCBI's taxonomy places the organism in Eukaryota, Metazoa, Chordata, Amphibia, Anura, Pelobatidae. The record is from RefSeq and is a predicted model, not a curated record. Gene Ontology annotation, molecular function: phosphatase activity.
AUUUCCUCCUUCCUAGCUAUUCAUCUAUAUCCUGAACUUCAACUAACGGCUUCAGACACGUGCGAAUCCAAAUUAAAAAAUCCAUGGCGCAGCCGACAAGCACUCCGCAACCCGUCACCCACGUCCUCUUUGACAUGGACGGCCUCCUGCUCGAUACAGAACGACUUUACUCAGUGGUAUUUCAAGAAAUCUGUGACCAAUUUGGAAAAAAGUACACGUGGGAUGUAAAAUCCUUAGUCAUGGGAGAAAAAGCAUUGCCAGCUGCUCAAAUUAUCCGCGAUGUUCUUGACUUACCUAUUACUGCUGAAGAAUUAUUGAAUGAAAGUCGCAUUAAGCAAGAACGGAUAUUUCCAACAGCAUCCUUAAUGCCAGGGGUUGAAAAGUUAAUCUACCAUCUGAAUAAGCACAAAAUACCAAUGGCUGUUGCCACUAGCUCAGCCAGGGUGUCAUUUGAAAUGAAAACAAGUAGACACAAGGACUUCUUCAAUCUAUUCCAUCAUAUUGUGUUAGGAGAUGACACGGAUGUGAAAAACGGAAAACCACAGCCUGAUAUUUUUCUUGUGUGCGCAAAAAAGUUUAACCCCUCACCUAGCGUAGAUAAGUGCCUUGUGUUUGAAGAUGCUCCCAAUGGUGUAGAAGCUGCACUGGCAGCAGGUAUGCAAGUAGUCAUGAUUCCUGAUGAAAACCUGAACCCAGCUCUCACAAAGAGGGCAACACAAGUGCUAAAGUCUAUGGAGGAAUUCAAACCAGAAUUAUUUGGUUUGCCAGCUUAUGACUAGUACAUGCUCAAUGUUAAUGCAUAGCUCUCGGUUGUCAAAUUUCUUUGAAUAAAAAAUCAGAACACAA